Molecule: messenger RNA, 981 nt
Organism: Nicrophorus vespilloides
Lineage: Eukaryota; Metazoa; Arthropoda; Insecta; Coleoptera; Silphidae
Product: E3 ubiquitin-protein ligase RNF139-like
Exons: 3
Coding region: 171-971 (266 amino acids)
Cellular component (GO): endomembrane system
Molecular function (GO): ubiquitin protein ligase activity
Source: RefSeq, a predicted model, not a curated record
AACUUGGAUUGGAGCCAUCCUCUCCAUCACAACAACACUAUUCAUAGGUGAACAAACAUGCAUUUAAUUUAGUCUCGCGUACAGAUUUUUCCCACGUGACACUUUUAAUAUGUGGAAUCAUUUACAUUGUCCUUGAACGAACGGUGCAAGAGAUAAUUGCUGCUGAACGCAUGUUCCUCAUGAUGUCUGGUCUAUAUACCUUUAUGUGCCAGUUUUUCUUCUUCACUCUUUGUGAUAUUGCACUGCUGAAACAAGAAAUUUCCAAGCCAAAAAGUGGUAAAAUCGUUUCCGGUCUGACCACUCUACUCCUAUACUUGAUAUUUACCUACUUCGCAACGAAAAUCAGAGACACUUACCAAACGUCAACCGGGAGGCUGACAAGACAUGGAAGCCUAUUCAACUUUAUGAAAGUGGUAUUGGAAUUCGCGAAAGCAGCAAUAGUUGUACUGUGCAUGAGGGAGCAAGGCUUCGAGUAUCAUUUCGACGUUCUGUACUCGUCUGUAACAUUUACGUAUUACCUGUGCACCGAGAAAUUGUACGUCGACACCUUCGUCGCAAUCACGCGACUAUUGAAUUACGUUCGCUUCGAUUCAUUGGAACAUUUGAUAGUGCCCAUCAUCCUGCACGUCAUCGGAAUCGCUUUGAAUGUGGCCGUAAUAUCGUAUAUUCUGUGUCUCAGAAAAUACCUGGGUUUCGUGUUCGUAUCCGCUUACCUCACGAUCUAUUUGUCGACAAAAAACCUGAUCUGGAACUACGUGCAACCUCUGCAACUGGAGAGGAAAACUUUCGCAAGUUUCAGGAUAGCGGAUGAGAAGGAUAUUAACAAAUGGGACGAUAUUUGCGCUGUUUGCUUGGAGAGGAUGAGCAAAGCGAGGAUAACUCCAUGCAGCCAUCUAUUCCAUCCACAUUGUCUGAAGAGAUGUUUGCAAUCAUCGAUGACUUGUCCUCUAUGCAAAAAGGAUUUUCUCUAGGUUUAAAAUA